Brassica rapa (field mustard) is the source of this 1813-nucleotide messenger RNA. RefSeq names its product membrane-anchored ubiquitin-fold protein 1. The record is from RefSeq and is a predicted model, not a curated record. Gene Ontology annotation, molecular function: protein binding. NCBI's taxonomy places the organism in Eukaryota, Viridiplantae, Streptophyta, Magnoliopsida, Brassicales, Brassicaceae.
UCUCCAUUUGAUUACAUGUCGUCCCAUGCAAGAAGAAGAAAAACUGAAAGGUGAGGUUGUUGUUAUAGUCCAAGGUUGGUAGCUGUUAAAACCAAGUGACUUGGUCUGUCUCUAGACAAUUAGGCUGCUGCAGGCUCAUCCCAUUUCUUAAUCUUCUUAUCCUCUGUUUUGUUUCCUUUUUCCUUAUAUGUUAUUGCCUUUGGAAACGGGAAGCAAGUAAGCUUUGUUAAGGUCCAUUAUAGCUUUGUUAAGGUCCAUGUGUUGACCAAAUCAUGAUGAGACUAUUCUUGAUGAAGAGGAUUGUUGUUGGUCAGAUUCUUUGUUGCUUUCUCCCUUUGUCCUAUCUUUUCUCUCGGAUCUCAUGUUACAUUAUUUUGUACGAUGAUGACUUGAAAAUAAAUGAUUUUGCUAUAACAAUGAAACAUGAAUAACAAAAUUUUCAUAGUUGUGAUUAACAUUAUUAUAGGUUCCUCACUAUAAGCUUUCACAUUCAAGCAUACAAAUUGGAUUGAGAAGUGGCCUUCUCUUCUUCUUCUUUCCUUUGUGAUUGAUUCCAAUAAGGGAGAAAGAGAGAGAGAAGAGAGAUAGGGGCAGGUCCAAAGGCGCAUAGAUGGGAAGAAUAUCAGAUAAAUAUGGAAAACUUUGACCCCGCCAUUUUGAUUGAUUCAAUACACUGACUCUCUUCAUCUCAUCUCAUUUCCCAACUCUCACUCUUUACUUCUCUCUGAUGCGUGUUCUUGUUUGAUUCAUCGGCUCACAUCAGUCACAUAGCCACAGUAAGUAAUCAGUCACCUUUUUUUUUUGAGAGUUUUUUUUUUCUUUUUCUCCUUUUUUCAAAUCUGGAUUUGUUGUUUUAGACCAGCAGCUAUACAUGAUGAGGACAUGUGUUAAUUCUGUUAAAAACCCUCUGUUUUAUUGCUCUGUUGCAUUUCAUGCGAUCCAUUUAUGAAUCAAGAUUCUGUUAAAGAAGAUUAUCUACUAACCUACUUAUACCUCUUCAGGCUUCUUCCCAGUCACUUAUUGUUCUUUUAUAGUUGCAGAUAAGAGUAAAGAGCAAAAGAAGACCCUGUGGGAUUUUGAUACUAUUGAUAAACUGCAAAGUCUUUUUGAACUCUUUUGUAGUUGUUUGGUUGGUUCUUUUUUUGGCAAUAAUAGAUGGCAGAAGUUGAUGAUCAACUAGAGAUCAAGUUUCGCUUAAACGACGGUUCUGAUAUCGGUCCUAAAGCAUUUCCGGAUGCUACCACUGUUGCUGCAUUGAAGGAGACUGUUAUCUCUCAAUGGCCUAGAGAGAAGGAAAAUGGACCGAGGACAGUGAAAGAGGUGAAGUUGAUAAGCGCAGGGAAAGUUUUGGACAACAACAAAACGGUUAAAGACUACCGAAGCCCUGUCUCUACUCUCGUAGACUCUGUAACCACAAUGCAUGUCAUCAUCCAACCUCUACUUACAGAAAAAGAAAAGAAGCCUAAAGAUGGUGAUCCCAAGAUGAACAAAUGUGUCUGUUCAAUCAUGUAAGAGUGUGUUUCAGAUUUGUGGUUUGGCUUUAGAUUGUUUAUCGAUACAGAUACAUGAUCAAAAGGGUUGUUGAACGUUUCUUUUAUAAAGUAUAAAAUCAAAUCUCUUUACAAGACCGAAUCGUUUCUAUAUUCUUUAUAAGACUAACGAUGAAUACUAUUUGUUCCAUCAUCUUCGUUUUCUACCAGAGACGGUCUUCUUAACAGCACCAACAGAGACUAAGAACUGAUCAAGAGAAGAGAGAGUCCUCAUAUCAUCCGGAGGAAAAUAGCUAGCCGCUUUACCCAUCAGCGAAGUGAAG